Messenger RNA from Saccoglossus kowalevskii, 2778 nucleotides. Its product is annotated as ras GTPase-activating protein nGAP-like. The record is from RefSeq and is a predicted model, not a curated record. NCBI's taxonomy places the organism in Eukaryota, Metazoa, Hemichordata, Enteropneusta, Harrimaniidae. Gene Ontology annotation, biological process: regulation of GTPase activity.
CUCUGCCCAUGUGACUGUCAUGGACGCAGAGGGGGCACCCUCAAAAUUUGGGUUCAUACCAAAACGUAUGAAAACAGCGUUGAAAAGAACCAAGAGCGCUACCAAAUUAGACAGAAAAGGUGGAAUUAUCAGAAUUAAAGAAGAAGAAGUAUUUGAACAAGACAUGCCUUUCCUACCGCAUAAAAUAAAGGGAUCCCGGUCCCAUGAAUCACUGCUGUCGGAUCAUGGCGGUAUGGAAACCAGUGAUAUGACAGUAGAAGAUGCCCAAGUCAAACCUUUACAUAGUAGUGUCCUUGGGCAGGAACACUGUUUUCAGAUUACUUCUUCCAUGGGCAGUAAAUAUUAUACCUGUAGAAACUCUCAGAGAGGGAAAAAUGGGUGGAAAGCUUACGUAACACUAUGCAGCCAGACAGAGAUGAGAAAAACAGAAUUGAUAAUUCAUUACAAAUAUCAAUCAUAGAAGCCAAAGGAAUUCCAUCAAAGAAAAAAUAUUUUUGUGAACUAUGUUUAAAUGAGAAUCUUUAUGCCAGAACCUCAUCCAAAGUGAAAGGUGAAAUGUUGUUUUGGGGUGAACAGUUCUCUUUUACGAGUCUUCCAAAUUUUUCAUCAGUUAGCGUACAUCUUUAUAAAGACAGUGACAAGAAAAGAAAAAAAGAUAAAAAUGGAUAUCUUGGCAGUAUAAAUAUUCCUGUGAGUGGCAUCAGCAGUCAUCAAGGUGUUGAAAAAUGGUAUCCAAUCAAUUCUACACUCAAUAGACUGGGUAACAAGAAUGAUGGACCAUCAAUCAGGAUUAAAGCCAAGUAUCAAAAGAUCCACAUAUUACCAAUAGAUCAGUAUUCAGACUUCUUACAGAUGGUCACAGCUCUUGACUAUAAUCUUUGUAAAACUAAUGAUAGCAUGGUAUUCCGUGCAAACUCUAUUGCUACCAAAGCCAUGGAAGCCUAUUUAAAACUUGUUGGAGAUAAGUAUUUAAAAGAUACCCUAGGAGAUUACAUCAGCACACUAUAUGAAAAUGACGAUGACUCUGAAGCGAAAAUAGCUGACCAGGAAAUGGCAACCAGGCGACAGGUCAUGGAGAUGAAUGCACGGCUUAAAGAAGGAGAGCAGCAAUUACGGUGUCAACAAGAAGAGAAAGAUCAACAGAUGAAAGAUAUCAUUACAAGGGAAUGGGGAAAUAUGAAAACAUUCCUUCAUGAAAUAUCUGGGCCGAGUGAUGAAGGCAAUGUAGUUAAUUUUGAUGGUAUUAUUGAUUUAGGCAGAGAGCUUUCUAUCUUACAUAGCUUACUAACUCAGAAUGUCGACUUGUGCAAUAAGGAUUCAUUGGAUAAAUUGGAACCUUUGCCAGACAUUUUGUCUAGGAUCAAUAGUGCUAAGGAACAGCCAAUGGAUGAAUCCAACUUGUUAGCCAAAAAAAUGGCCUUGUAUAGUUCCACGCCAUCGUUACAAUCUAGUGUACCGGAUCAUUUAGCCAAACUAUUCCAAGAUGCUGAUUUGUCUAAUUCUGGUGAUGUAUCAAUACUGCCCUCCUUUGACAGUGCCAUGAAUGAAGGUUCCAAAUCAUGUGCCGUGAACUCACUAGUGCAAUUUUUAAAGAAAGGAGAGCACCGCAAAGAUGAUGUUGAACUUAAAAAUUGUUGUCAUCCCAGUGUUCACUCCCCAGAGGAUUGUGUGCCACUACGAAGGGUUAAUUUGUCUUGUGAUCUGUUCAAGGAACAAUUGUCUGAGGAAUCAUCAAAUGCUCCAUCAUCCAGCGAAACUUCACCUUCGCAAGAUACUUCUGAAAGCUCUCCAGGCUGCCAAAGUCACCAGGAGAUGUCUGUUGCCAUGACAACACGACCACAACCACUGCCUCUUUCAUUUAGUAAUCCUGUAUAUCAGUUAUCAGUGGGAUCACUUAAAUAUAUUGAUGAGACUACCAAUGAUAGCAAAAGCUCUGUCGCCAGCAAUGUUAGCUUCCAAGAUAAAGACUUUGACUCCACGCUAGGUAUGUCACAAAUUGACAGACUGUUUACGGUUGGCAGUAACAGCAGUAGCACUGAAUCGUCUCCUUCCCCAGAAAAAAUGCCAUAUGGCAUUCCUGGCAUCAUGGACGCCCCUCACACAUUGCCAAAGCUGGGAUCAAAGGGGGGUCAUCGAAUAGAGUCAUCUCUUCGUGAGCUUGAACGUUGCGGACAAUAUGCGACAACUUCUCGCAGCAGCAGAAUACCAGAUCAGAGGACCCAAAGUCCGGUCAGGCCAGUUUCUUUAAUGACUGCAUCACCUAGGACUAGAGCUCAUCAUCAUCAUGGACAUCAAACUAUUCGCACGCUGAAUACAGCUGUUAAACAUUCAUUAUAUACCACAAUGGCACAACCAUUACAUGCUGCAGUGCUCUCAGACUCUAGUAGCGGAGACAGCCCAACCACUUCCACUGCUAUGCAUUUCUCUGCCACAUCCAGUAGUAAUGCCACCACACCUUCAUACAGCCCUCUUGGCUUUAACAGCCCACCUGCAGAAUUAUGUCGAAAACAAGAAACUGCCACACAAACAACCAUGGAUUCUCGCACUUUUGCUGAGGAACAAGAGGAAAUGCAGGCUGUCAUCAUCUCCAAACAAAAGAUUAUUGAAGCACAAGAACAACGUAUUGAGACCCUGGACACUGCAAAUGGCAAACUCAUGGUGGCGCUAUCACAGCUGAAAGAACGCUACCAUCUGCAUACAAGAAACGGAUCAUCAAGCAGUCCAAGACCUGCACCCAAAUUCCCUGUGAAUGGAGAAUAUAAAAGCAGUCAUUGUUGA